Molecule: messenger RNA, 1131 nt
Organism: Prorocentrum cordatum
Lineage: Eukaryota; Dinophyceae; Prorocentrales; Prorocentraceae
Source: the annotation of a GenBank genome assembly
AUGGCCAGGAGGUCCGAGGGCGGCGGCAUGGCGUCCACCGACAUGCGCGCGGUUCAGGCGAACCUGAACAGCCAGAAGGUGCCGGAGGGAGGCAGGGGACAGGAGGGCGGGGACCCGAACAAGAAGGCCUCGUUCACCUACAACGCAGAGCGGGUGCUGGGCAGCGGUUCCUUCGGGAUCGUGUACCAGGCUCAGGUGGUCGAGACCGGGGAGUCCGUGGCCAUCAAGAAGGUGUUCCAGGACAAGCGGUACAAGAACCGCGAGCUUCAGAUCAUGAAGGAGCUGCGCCACCCCAACGUGGUGGAGCUGAAGCACGCUUUCUACACCUCAGGUGACAAGCCGGGCGAGACUUAUCUGAACGUGGUGAUGGAGUACUGCAGCGACACGGUUUACCGUGUCAUGAAGCAUUACAACAAGAUGAAGCAACCGGUGCCGCACAUCUUCGUGCAGCUGUACUCCUACCAGAUGAGCCGCGCCUGUGCGUACAUCCACGCUGUGGGGAUCUGCCACCGCGACAUCAAGCCGCAGAACCUCCUCGUGGACGGCCACACGCACGCGUUGAAGUUGUGCGACUUCGGCUCGGCCAAGCGGCUUGUGAAGGGGGAGCCCAACGUCGCGUACAUCUGCUCUCGCUACUACCGAGCGCCAGAGUUGAUUUUUGGAGCCACGGACUACACGACAGUCAUCGAUAUCUGGUCGACCGCGUGUGUGACCGCCGAGCUCAUCCUGGGGCAGCCCAUCUUCCCCGGGGAGAGCGGUGUGGACCAGCUGGUGGAGAUCAUCAAGGUGUUGGGCACGCCCACGCGCGAGGAGCUCACAGCGAUGAACCCCAACUACACGGAGUUCAAGUUUCCCCAGAUCAAGCCUCACCCCUGGCACAAGGUCUUCCGCACGAAGACGUCUCCCGAAGCCAUCGACUAUGUCGCGAAGCUCCUGGUCUACGACCCCAAGACACGCCCCUCGGGGCUGGAGUGCUGCAUGCACGGGCUCUUCGACGGCCUCCGGGAUCCGAACACCCGCAUCAGCAGCACCAAGCCGCUGCCGCCCAACCUGUUCACGUUCUCCCGGGAGGAGAUGGCGAUCAUGGACGCCGACCAGAAGGCCAAGCUCGUUCCCGAGGGGGCCAAGUAG